AUGGAAAGUAAUCUACUAGCAAGCUUUCAAGAAAAUAUAGGACCAGUACUAUACAUCGAAUACCAAGAUCCUGGUGGAGAAGCUCCAUUAGAGUCCCUCCCAGAUGAGCACUCAGAAAAUAAACCUCCACAAGAAGAUACGUUACCUACCAACAAUCAGGCAAAUGCUGAUGAAUUGCCUCCUCAGGUCUACAGAGAGGGUUCAAAAAAGCAUCUAAAAGUAAGCCAUUCACGUAGUAAACAUCUAGGAAGAUGGUCACGUAGAAGAGCCCAACAGCUGGCAAGUCUUGGUGAAGAUGAAGGACCCUUUGCAGAAAGAAGUAUCCGCAGAGGUUUCAUCAGGAAAAUAUAUCUCAUAUUGUCAGUUCAGUUAGGAAUCACUCUUGGUAUAAUUUGCUUAUUCAUCUACUGGAGAUUUCUUAAAAUUUGGGUACGAAGACGUCCAUGGUUCUGCUAUUCUCUUUUACCAGUAAUCUUAAUUCUGGCUAUUACUCUUGCCUGCUGUGAUGAUGCCCGCAGAACAGCCCCACUGAAUUAUAUUUUGUUGUUAAUAUUUACAUUUGUUGAGGGUAUGCUGCUUGGAUCACUUGCAGGUUUCUUUGAUGCUAAUGGGAUCAUGUGGGCUGUUGGUGGCACAGCAUUUGUGACAUUGGGGCUUUCUCUCUUUGCUCUUCAAACAAAAUGGGACCUCACUAUCACAUCUGGAGUCCUGCUGGCUAUGUUUUUUGUGUUUAUUGCUUUUGGAAUACUUUGUGGUAUCAUACGAUCCCAGUUGAUGUCGUUAUUAUAUGCUGCAAUUGGAGCACUACUUUUUGCCAUCUAUUUGGUGGUGGAUACUCAAUUAAUGCUGGGAAGAAACCAUCACUACAGACUGAAUCCUGAGGAGUAUAUUUUUGCAGUACUGAAUGUAUACAUCGACAUUAUCAAUAUGUGUUUGUUCAUACUACAAUUUGUUGGUUUUGUGAAGUAAGAAUAAUAAUACAUGUAGGCUGAGAUAGGGCAGAAAUAGCCAGAGAAUUUCCAGAAAAUAAGAAGUUUUAGAACAUUAUGAACCACCUGGAGGAAACAACUAGGGUCAGUCCAGUGUCACUAUGUAAUGUUU
Messenger RNA from Sphaerodactylus townsendi, 1101 nucleotides. RefSeq names its product protein lifeguard 1-like. The coding region runs from base 1 to 969 and encodes 322 amino acids. The transcript is spliced from 9 exons. Gene Ontology annotation, cellular component: membrane. NCBI's taxonomy places the organism in Eukaryota, Metazoa, Chordata, Lepidosauria, Squamata, Sphaerodactylidae. The record is from RefSeq and is a predicted model, not a curated record.